AUGUCGAAUGUGAACCGUGCCAGAUGGGGUGAUAUCGACGGGGAUGGUAGAGCUGACUACAUGAUCAUCGACAACGGUGGAAACGUUCGUGCUUGGAGGAACUCAGGUACCAGUGAUACUCCCACCUGGCAGCCCCUCGGCUUGCGUUUCUCCGCAAAGUGCAUGGGUGACAUACGUGGUGUUCGUUUCGAGGACAUCAACGGCGAUGGGCGUGACGAUUGGCUAUGGACCAACUCGCGAAGCUGCAAGAAAGGGAAGCCAGGGGAUGGUCUCAACGUCGCCUGGAGGCAGGGGUUCUGGAAAGGUGCCUCUUCUGGACCAACCCAUGCUGGUGUUGGAGCUACCAAUCGAAGUAGAAUCCACUUCGCCAGGAUCUAUGGCGAGGCGGGCUUUGGACUUCUACCUAAAGUAGACUAUAUCUAUCUCCAAUCAACCAAGCAACCCAACGGCAAGUUCAAGUUUAAUAUGAGAGUUUGGAAAAACACUGGGGGCGGUUCCACCAAGCUCAAAGCAGAUGGCAACAAGUACUGCAACAUGCACGGUGUUGCGGAUGGACGACAAGAUUACGUUUGGACUCGACCAUCAGGCAAGAUGAUGGUCUGGCCCAACUUGGGGAAGAAAUCGGUCCGCGGUAGCGAUGACUAUUUCUGGGGCUCGCCCAAGGAACUCUGGCGCCCUGGAAGGAAUUUGGACCGCAGGGACCUCCAUCUGGUCGACUGGAAUGAUGAUGGUGCGUGCGAUAUCGCAUGGGUUAAUCCAGACAACAACAAUAAGAUUUCUGUCUGGCUGAACAACUACAAGAAGACAGGGGAGUUCACCUGGACCUACCUUGCCGAUCCUGCCCCAGUCUUGAACUGUCCGGAAAAGAGAGGGGUUGGCAUACACGAUCUUCCGGUCAGAUUUGCCGACAUCUCAAACAACAAGAUGUCGGACUAUAUCUGCAUUCAGCCAGACGGACGAUUCUACGGCUGGACUCACAACAGCGAUGGUUCCUGGGAGAAAAUUGAACAGUUCAAGAAGGCAGAAAGUAUCAACCGCGCCAACAUUCGCUUCGGCAAUGUCAACGGACGUGGCGGAGACGACUUGAUCUGGGUCGACAAGUACACCGGCGAUGCCACCGUCUACAUCAACAGAGGCAAGAUGAAUACCGGCGGUAGCAAUUGGUGGUUCCUGAAGAGCGGAAAACAGUACUCGGGUUCUUGGGCAGGGACCUGCCAAUACUUUCCUGACCUCGAUGGAGACGGCAGAGCAGACCUACACUCCAUCAUGUCCACGUUUACUAACCGCGGAGAAACCUUUUUCAAUCGUUGCGGUUUGACGGAUGCUGUAGGCGAUGACGCAGGCUGGGCGCCGGGUCAAGAUCCAGGAUUCGGUAAGCUGCAGGAUUCUUCUGACGAGCCGGAUAGCAGGGGCGGUACUGUUCCUGCUCUUGAAGAUACUUGCCCUGACGGCUGCUGGAAUGUGUCUGACGACAAAAAGAUCAAGUGCGUGUAUGAUGGCAUGUUAUGGGACAUGGAAGAUAGGGACGACGACAUCCCGGACGACCGAUUGAAUAUCAAAAAGCUUGCUGCUAUUGGGGAUUCUUACUCGGCUGGCAUCGGUGCCGGAGACAGACUUGGAAGUAUAUUCGACGCUUUGAAAGAAGGAAGUGCGGCGAACUUCGCGCAACCACCACAGUACUUGACGACCUUUCAUCGUUUUGAGUUCAACAGCUUGGUUGACGAGAUGAAUCAAAAACUUGAAGAAGCAGUUGACCGAGCAGGCGAUUCUGUCAAAUUCAUCAACUACGAUCAAUACGUCGGCAAAUACGGCGGCAGGUUCUGCGAGGCAGGAGUCGAUGAGUCGACCAGUGAAAGCAACACCAGGAAGGGACUGAUGUUUUACGAACUCAACUCCUGGGAUCCAGCAGGCACAAGCCCAUGGAAGCGCGGCACUGGCGGCGGCGAACUCAACGGGACCUUUUAUGGUGAUAUGCUCAUUCUCGGGCAAAUCACGCGCCUUCUAGAUCCCAACGCUGAGCUUCAUCAUGAUGGCGAUGAGGCAAAGAAGGCGCUCGCUGCGCGUGCAGGUAUUUUUGAUUACCUGAUUCCAGAUGGGUACGGUCGAGUCUUUCACCCUCAGAUCGCACUGCAUGAAAUGAUCGCCAGUUUGGUCAUUUACGAAAUCAUGCUCGAUCAUCAAGCUCGCAUUGGAUACGCCGUCUGGACUCCUCCACCCGAGAACACUAGUUGUAAAACCGUCAAACCAUCGCCAACCCCGUCUGCUCCUCCUAAACCUCCACCUCCUCCAACUCGUCCGACUCUGAUUCCUCUCCCGCCAUUUGAGCCAAAGUACGACUGCAAGGGAAGCAAACUUUGUAGCGGCCCGCUUCUCAGGCUCAAGGACUGCGACCACGCGGUUAACUAUCUUCGCCGAGAAACCGAUCCCCCUUUUGAGUAUAGCACAGAGAAGGACCACCUCAAUGGAAAUUGUUGGGGUAAAUCUGAUGGAAUUGGCUGUGGUGUCUUUCUCGAAGGUGAGGGCUGUGAGAUGAAAGGUUAUGACAUGUGGGAUUGGUACCAAAUGAUUCGUAAAGACGGUUCCUGUAAGAAAUGUGGAAAGGUCGAGUAUAAGUAUGGUUGCACACUCAAGAUUGACUAUGUGACGGGAUGCAAUAAUCACGGUUGA
Molecule: messenger RNA, 2667 nt
Organism: Fusarium odoratissimum NRRL 54006
Lineage: Eukaryota; Fungi; Ascomycota; Sordariomycetes; Hypocreales; Nectriaceae
Exons: 6
Coding region: 1-2667 (888 amino acids)
Source: RefSeq, a predicted model, not a curated record